CCGCGUGUAGCCACCGUAUUCAGAGUGGAGGGGAAGAUCUAAAACAUACGCUUUGCUUUGGUCGUUAUUAUUCGUCCUCGGAAGUCCUCCUCCAAUCGUGGAACUUUCUGAGCCCCGGGCUUAGCGUGGCCGAAUGCAUAUAAGAAGGUGACCAAAAAGAUCCAAGAUUGUAGUACCUCUCUUUUGGUCAGGGGACGGUAACUCACGUUUUGACGAGGAGCUGCGAUAGCCCUCCGUAACCGUGUGUUAAAUCCUCGAAUGUUACCAAUUUUCGGUUCCCUUCGUUGUCUUUUUUUUCUUUCACGAGUACGCAAAUUUGGAAUAUGUUACACAGUGAUACACGCUGAACUAUACCUUCCGGAUAUAAAGAUAGCUGUCGAUUGUGAAAAAAAAAGUUUAACUAAAUUACGAGAACGGUAAAGAUAAUUAUAAACAGUGAAGCUGAGGAUUGGUCGUAAUCGAGCCACGAAGUAGCAGAGAUAAAAAAAAAGAGUAGUCGAUUGAGCUUCGUUGGAUCUAAUUGCAGCCAAAAGUUUCACCAUGGCGAAAAAAGCACCCACGAUGAUGACCGACAUGGAGGUCCUGCCGUCCCUGAAACUCGGCGAUUUCACCUUGGAAUUGGAAUUGACCCCGCCAAGCGCCCAGAUUUCGGAAAUCGCGAAAAAUGAGCUCAGGGAAACGCCCGAAAGGCAGAAAGAGGCUGUGGCGCGAUUGAGGGAACUUUUAGAGGCCGAAACCGACCUCGUCUGGCCGUCCGAUAACGAAGCGUGGCUUAUACGGUUUUUGAGGCCGUGCAAAUACUACCCCGAGUCGGCGUUGAAACUGAUAAAAAAUUAUUACAGUUUCAAAAUCAAGCACUCAAAUGUUUACGAUGACCUGAAGCCCAGCCGUGAAAAAAACAUUUUCGAACACAAUAUAUUGACGGUGCUCCCGAACAGGGAUCAACACGGUCGUCGUAUCUUGAUAAUAGAACUUGGAAAGAAAUGGAAGCACAACAAGUGUAGUCUCGACGAAGUUUUCAAGGGAUGCGUCUUAUACCUGGAAGCUGCGACCUUGGAACCCACCUCCCAGGUCACCGGAGCUGUAGUGAUAUUCGAUAUGGAUGGACUUUCGCUUCAGCAAACUUGGCAGUUCACACCACCCUUCGCCAAGAGGAUCGUCGACUGGCUUCAGGACAGCGUUCCGCUCAGAAUUAAAAACAUACACAUCGUCAAUCAGCCCUACAUCUUCAACAUGGUCUUCGCGCUUUUCAAGCCGUUCCUCAGGGAAAAGCUCAGGGGAAGAAUAAUCUUCCACGGCACGGAACGAAAAUCUCUGCACCAAUACUUGUCCCCGAAAUGUCUGCCCGAUUGCUACGGGGGUAGUCUUCAAAUUCCGAGGGUGACGGGACCUCAAUGGCUCGAAUUACUAAUGAUGUGUGACGCCGAGUACGAGGCCAUCAACAGUUACGGAUACCGCAAAAAAUGAACCAACAGACGUGAGUAAUAAUCAAGCUUCGAUCUCCUCUUGAUAAACGAUAUAAAUUAUAACCGGCUGCUAUAUUGCGCACAUCGUGACAUUAAUUGUAAGUUUAGAAGAAUGUACAUUUUAAAAAUCAAAUUAAUAUAUUUAAAAUACACGAUAUAUCCCCCUUUCCACGUUGAGACCGACGAGUCGUCAUCUGGGUUGUCGGUAUGCAGACGCCACCAUCCAGUGGUCCAGCGCCUCCGUAAUGGCAACCCGCAACAUACAAAAUCCGCAGAUUUCAACGCGGAAACGCGAUAAACUUAUAUGUAUAUCAUUGUACAGAGACCAGUGUCGAUUGUACGCAGCACCACGUAUUUAUAACUCUAAUUUCUACAGUCCUUCUUCAUUUGUAUAAUUAUGCAAUAAUGGUUUAAUAUGCUUUGUCGUAUGCGAAAGCGAAAGAGCUUGGAAAAAAAAAAAAUAUAUAAACGAACUCUGGUGGACAAAUCAUUGGUACAAGAACAAUGACUACUAUGCACUGGGAGGGUUCGAUGAGAACUCGGAAAAAAACGACAAAGACAAGGUGUGUGAUUUUAAUAUUUUUAUGAACAAUUAUCUUCAUAAAACGUACAAUAUUUGUAUAUAACAAUACAUGUGAAUAUUCUCAAUAUAUAUUUAUACAUUUGAA
This is a messenger RNA of Athalia rosae (coleseed sawfly), 2134 nucleotides long. RefSeq names its product alpha-tocopherol transfer protein-like. Bases 541 to 1467 code for a protein of 308 amino acids. Lineage: Eukaryota; Metazoa; Arthropoda; Insecta; Hymenoptera; Athaliidae. Gene Ontology annotation, molecular function: phosphatidylinositol bisphosphate binding. The record is from RefSeq and is a predicted model, not a curated record. The transcript is spliced from 5 exons. Gene Ontology annotation, cellular component: membrane.